Dama dama (fallow deer) is the source of this 3716-nucleotide messenger RNA. RefSeq names its product GDNF family receptor alpha 1 (gene GFRA1). NCBI's taxonomy places the organism in Eukaryota, Metazoa, Chordata, Mammalia, Artiodactyla, Cervidae. Bases 364 to 1758 code for a protein of 464 amino acids. Gene Ontology annotation, molecular function: signaling receptor activity. The transcript is spliced from 10 exons. Gene Ontology annotation, biological process: nervous system development. Gene Ontology annotation, cellular component: external side of plasma membrane; signaling receptor complex. The record is from RefSeq and is a predicted model, not a curated record.
GGGCGGUGAACUUCCCGGGAGAAGGGGCUCUUUCCGCGCCAGGGCUGGCGAGAAAGCUGCCGCCGCCGAGUGCUUCGACUCCAAGCAGCGGCCGGCUCGCUCUCGGAAAGUUGGGUCGGACCUGAACCCCUAAAAGCGGAACCGCCUCCCGCCCUCGCGCCAGCCGCCCGCCCGGAGCUGAGUCGCCGGCGGCGGUGGCGGCGGACGGACCGGGGAGUUUCCUCUCGCCCUGGUUGGAGCUGAACUUUGGGUGCCCAGAACAGCGCAGCCGUCCGGGGAUCGCUGCAUGCUGAGCUCCCUUGGCGAGACCGAGCGGCAGGCCGGGAUUUUCGGGGGGGCGGGGACCAGCUGCGCGCCGGCACCAUGUUCCUGGCGACCCUGUACUUCGUACUGCCGCUUCUGGACAUUCUCCUGUCGGCCGAGGUGAGCGGCGGGGACCGCCUGGACUGCGUGAAAGCCAGCGAUCAGUGCCUGAAGGAGCAGAGCUGCAGCACCAAAUACCGCACGCUCCGGCAGUGCGUGGCGGGCAAGGAGACCAACUUCAGCUUGACCUCGGGCCUCGAGGCCAAGGACGAGUGCCGCAGUGCCAUGGAGGCCCUCAAACAGAAGUCCCUUUACAACUGCCGCUGCAAGCGGGGCAUGAAGAAGGAGAAGAACUGUCUGCGCAUCUACUGGAGCAUGUAUCAGAGCCUGCAGGGAAAUGAUCUGCUUGAAGAUUCCCCAUAUGAGCCAGUGAACAGCAGAUUGUCUGAUAUAUUCCGGGUGGUCCCAUUCAUACCAGUGGAGCACAUCUCGAAAGGGAACAACUGCCUGGAUGCCGCCAAGGCCUGCAACCUGGACGACACCUGCAAGAAGUACAGGUCGGCCUACAUCACCCCCUGCACCACCAGCAUGUCCAACGACGUCUGCAACCGGCGCAAGUGCCACAAGGCCCUCCGGCAGUUCUUCGACAAGGUCCCGGCCAAGCACAGCUAUGGGAUGCUCUUCUGCUCCUGCCGGGACAUCGCCUGCACGGAGCGGAGGCGGCAGACCAUCGUGCCCGUGUGCUCCUACGAGGAGAGGGAGAAACCCAACUGUUUGAACUUGCAGGACUCUUGCAAGACCAAUUACAUCUGCAGAUCUCGCCUGGCCGAUUUUUUCACCAACUGCCAGCCAGAGUCAAGGUCUGUCAGCAGCUGUCUAAAGGAAAAUUACGCUGACUGCCUCCUCGCCUACUCGGGGCUUAUUGGUACAGUCAUGACCCCCAACUACAUAGACUCCAGUAGCCUCAGCGUGGCCCCCUGGUGUGACUGCAACAACAGCGGAAACGACCUGGAGGAAUGCUUGAAAUUUCUGAAUUUCUUCAAGGACAACACAUGUCUUAAAAAUGCAAUUCAAGCCUUUGGCAAUGGCUCGGAUGUGACUGUGUGGCAGCCAGCCCUCCCAGUUCAGACCACCACUGCCAGCACCACCACAGCCUUCCGGGUCAAGAACAAGCCCCUGGGGCCAGCAGGCUCUGAGAAUGAAAUCCCCACUCACGUUUUACCACCUUGUGCAAACUUACAGGCACAGAAGCUGAAAUCCAACAUAUCAGGCAGUACCCACCUCUGUCUUUCUGAUCGUGAUUAUGAAAAGGAUGGUCUCGCUGGGGCUUCCAGCCACAUAACCACAAAAUCAAUGGCUGCUCCUCCAAGCUGCGGUCUGAGCCCACUGCUGGCCCUGGUGGUAACUGCCCUGUCCACCACCCUAUUGUCUUUAUCUUUGGCCGAAGCAUCGUAGCUGCAUUUACAGAAUCAUAUGGACCUGUAAAAAGACAAAAACCAAGUUAUCUGUUUCCUGUCCUCUUGUAUAUCCGAAAUUCCAGUUUUAGGAGCUCAGUUGAGACACUGCUAAAACAGUUUCAUCCUACUGGAACUUUUUUCUUUCUUUCUUUUUUUUUUUUUUCUAAGAAAGCUUCUUGUGAUCCUUAAGGCUUAUAUGGGAUCCCCCGAUACAGUGCUACAUUCCACACUCAGAAGGCUUUGGGGCACGUUGGAUUGUAAAAGGAUGGUUUAUUGUUGAUGUGGCUGUAAAGUGGACUGGUGCCUUGGCUUUCAAGAUCCUGAUAAGGUUGAUGAUUUUUAACAGUUGCACUCUGGUCUUGACUAGCUAGAGAAGGAGUCAGUAUUCCUAAAGAAUCUUCUAUAUCUCCUGGAGUAGGUUUGCUUUUUGAUGACAUGACCAUACCACGGCAGUGGUAUGUGGAGGCCAAACUUUUUUUUGUCACAAAGCGAAGAUUCUCAUCAAGACAAUCUUGAUGGACUUUGUACAAACAAGCUUGUACCAGUGUUCUUUCUAUAUGUAUUAGCGUUUUCCACGCUGAUGUUUAUGUACAGUAAACAGCUCUGCACUCUCUUACAAAAACAAAAAAACACCUGCCACAUCCAAUGUAGUGUCUGUCUCCUAGUCAAAAUAGAGAAUGAGAGUGGGUGUGAGACGUCACAGAACCUUGAGCAUUGAGACAGUCUCCGAAGCCUUACUUGAGUGAGAAGCCCUUACACUAACAAGAGUCAAAUAUAGCUGAAGCAUCAUUCUAAUACUCUUUACAUGUAUGAGGUUAUAUGUAGAAAAAAAUUUUACUACUAAAUGAUUUCAGCUAUUGACUUUCUAUAUUUUGAAAGUAAUGAUAUUGUCUUCAUUUUUUUUUUACCGGUGGUUUAAUACAAAAUAUACGGAGCUUGUUGUCCUCUCAUAAGUAGCAUUAGCUCCAGUGUUGACUUCUCGAAGACAGGUCUUCAACAGCAGACUCAGGAGCCUCAUGCUUUAGCAGAAAGCUCUGCAUCAUGUUACUGUGGAUAGGCAGCAGGAAACAGCAGCCAAGCAUUGUCUUUUUAUCAUUUCUGGAAACACAAGCGUGCAUACCUGUGGGAAAACUGGUGGCCACUCGUCAAUGUUCUACAAACUCUACAAAUGGCACCAUUGCCAGUUGACACAAACCAGGACCUUGGUUUUCAUGUUACCUGACAAUGGCAGCUUUGACUGGAACAGGAGACAGGACGUGCUGCCCUGUCUUCGGAAGCAGAUCCAUGCCCAGGAUACACAGCUCUUUUCCUAAGGAUUGUCUUGACUUUCAACUGUGAUGGCUUGGCCGCUCUGUGGAUCGGUUUGGUCUGAAGUCAUCAGAUAUCUGCUCGCACUGUGUUCUGUGUCCUCCGUGAUAGACUGUGACUGACUCUGUAAAAAAGAAAAAAUGUUUGGGGGAUGAAGAGGGUCACGGUCACCAUUAGGUCCAUGGAGAUAAGUUGGCCCAGAGACACAGAACAGGGACUCUGGAUAUAAGGCAUCUGACUUGUUAACUGCACGUCUCUUCCAUCAUUCUCUUCCUUCAGUGAAUAGCCCCGAAAGUGCACUUCUGAAGUCUGGUUGAAAUGGUGAGAUUUGAAAUCUACAAGGAUUGAGUGCUAGUAGCCAUGUUUCUUUGCAGCUGAACAGAGGCGAGGAAAUUCCACCCAAUAGAGUGUCUGAAGCGUUGGCUUUCUUCCAACAUCAGUAGAGUGGAUGGAGGAGGAAGCCCACAGUGCCCAUUUCAUCCUGAUUCCCUUUGCCGACAGAUGAUUCCCUUUGCCUUGUAAGAAUUAAUCCAGUUACUAGGGUGGGAAAUCUGUUAAACCCAAGAUGAAGGCAUAGUCUUUUAGCUCUGUUGGUGUUUGAAGUACAUUUAUAUCCAAAUGUUAAUAAACAUAAAUGUAUAAUACUAA